Molecule: messenger RNA, 1406 nt
Organism: Stegastes partitus (bicolor damselfish)
Lineage: Eukaryota; Metazoa; Chordata; Actinopteri; Pomacentridae
Product: L-lactate dehydrogenase C chain
Exons: 8
Coding region: 1-1068 (355 amino acids)
Biological process (GO): pyruvate metabolic process; lactate metabolic process
Cellular component (GO): cytoplasm
Molecular function (GO): L-lactate dehydrogenase (NAD+) activity
Source: RefSeq, a predicted model, not a curated record
AUGCUGAUUACAUGGUGGUAUUUUUACCUUGCAGCUCGGAGCUUCGUCGAAAAAUCACUGAACAUGGCUUCAAUCCUGCAGAAGUUGAUCACUCCGCUGUUCAGUGGUCCUCCUGAGCCCCCUAGGAAUAAAGUGACAGUGGUAGGCGUGGGCCAGGUUGGCAUGGCCUGUGCUGUCAGCAUCCUGCUCAGGGAGCUGGUUGAUGAGCUGGCCCUGGUAGAUGUGAUGGAGGACAAGCUGAAAGGAGAGAUGAUGGACCUGCAACACGGCAGCCUCUUCCUGAAAACCCCCAAAAUAGUCGCAGACAAAGAUUACUCCGUUACAGCUAACUCCCGCAUCGUCGUGGUGACAGCUGGAGUCCGUCAGCAGGAGGGGGAGAGCAGGCUGAACCUCGUGCAGAGAAACGUCAACAUCUUUAAGCACAUCGUCCCCCAGAUUGUCAGAUACAGUCCUGACUGCAUCAUCAUUGUUGUUUCAAACCCAGUCGAUGUGCUGACCUACGUGACCUGGAAACUGAGCGGCCUUCCCAAGCACCGCGUCAUCGGGAGCGGCACCAACUUGGACUCCGCACGCUUCCGUUUCCUGAUGGCCGACAAACUGGGAAUUCACCCCAGCAGCUUCAACGGAUGGAUCCUAGGAGAACACGGAGACACCAGUGUGCCUGUGUGGAGCGGAACAAAUGUGGCUGGAGUCAACCUGCAGCUUUUAAACCCGGAUAUCGGCACCGACCUCGACGACGAGAACUGGAAAGAGACCCACAAGAUGGUGGUGGACAGUGCCUAUGAGGUGAUCAAGCUGAAGGGUUACACCAACUGGGCCAUCGGUCUGAGUGUCGCUGACCUAACUGAGAGCCUCAUAAGGAACAUGAACAGGAUUCAUCCCGUCUCCACCAUGGUGAUGGGCAUGUAUGGGAUCAGUGACGAGGUGUACCUGAGUCUGCCCUGCGUGUUGAACAGCGGAGGCGUGUCCAGCGUGGUCAACAUGACCUUGACAGAAGACGAGGUGGCUCAACUGCAGGCCAGUGCCAGCACACUGUGGGACAUCCAGAAGGACCUGCAGGAUGUCUAACUGACCAGAAGAGGGCGACAUAGCAGCAUCUUCCUGACUGCUCAUGGCCUUCAGUAAUUUCACUCUGCAUUCACUACCUACCAGACAGCUCCACCGUCCACACCUUCAACCCACGGCCCUCUGUAGAUUCUCUGGUGUUGAGGGGUUUAAACCUGUCAGAUUUAGCUGUAGGUGUCAGUUUGUACACUUGUACUCGCUGGAGAGAAAAACCAAAGGUGACAUAGACUGAGAGAAAUGCUCCGACUCAUUUAUCUUCAGUUGUGUAGCACUGUGGGACCGUGUGUCACUCAUGUUGCUUUGAAGUGUAAUAAAGCAAGCUGGUUGGUGCUUGAACAAGA